Molecule: messenger RNA, 1098 nt
Organism: Paraphaeosphaeria sporulosa
Lineage: Eukaryota; Fungi; Ascomycota; Dothideomycetes; Pleosporales; Didymosphaeriaceae
Product: NGG1p interacting factor 3
Exons: 1
Coding region: 1-1098 (365 amino acids)
Cellular component (GO): cytoplasm; mitochondrion
Source: RefSeq, a predicted model, not a curated record
AUGAGCCUGCAGCUAACAUUCACGAGCUACCCGGAAGCCCUCGCAGACAAUUCCUGGGAUAACACCGGACUUCUCCUCGAGGCGCCCUUCGUCCCCACGCGCCGCCAAUCGAACAAUGUCCUCCUUACGAUCGAUCUCACCAAAGCGGUCGCUGAUGAGGCGAUUGAGCUCAAUUCGUCUAUUAUUAUCGCAUACCACCCCAUCAUAUUCCGCGGACUAAAAUCCAUUACUUUGGCAAACUCGCAACAACAGACGCUGCUUCGACUAGCAAGCCAUGGAAUCAGUGUAUACAGUCCGCAUACGGCGGUGGAUGCAGCUCCAGGAGGACUCGGGGAUUGGUUAGCGGACAUCGUGACAGGCAACAAGAAAACCCCAGGGCUAGAAAAGUCCGAAGCAGGCUCAGACGCAGGAAACACACAGAAGAAAGAAGACGAGGAUCCAUUCGUGGAGGACAAGCGACCGAAGCGACCGACAUGGGCGCUUGCGCACCACCCGUCGUCAAUGCAGACAACAUUCCGUCUGGGCAGUCAGUCUACGCCUCUGUCAACGAUCCCUCAUACUCGCAAACCCAUCAUCCCUCAAUCACCGGAGCUGGAAACACAUCCUGGUGCUGGCAUGGGUCGCGUCGUUACCUUCGACACACCGCAGCCCCUCCCUGCCCUGCUCGACCGAAUCGGCCGCGGCCUCAACAACCCGAAAGGCUUCCCCAUCGCCAUACCACAGACCGCACAAAUGUCUGAGCUCACCAUCCGCAGUGUAGGUAUCUGCGCUGGAUCAGGUGCCUCGCUCCUGAGCCACCUUGAUGUCGACCUGCUCUUCACGGGAGAGAUGAGCCAUCACGAAGCGCUUGCGGCGAUUGAGAAGGGCCAGGUUGUGAUCAAUCUGUUCCAUAGCAACUCUGAGAGAGGCUUCUUGAGCGACGUGCUUUUACCUCAGCUGGACGAUGCAGUCGAAGAGGAAUGGAAGAACCUACGUGACGAUGAAACUGGUGCCGAGGGACUGGAGGAGGCCCUGGCAGACGAAAAUUUCGAGAUUAUGCUUAGUGAGGUGGACAGGGACCCAUAUGGGAUUGUGGUGUUGGACAAUGAUGGACAGUAA